AUGGCGAAAUACUAUUUGUUUAUGUUGUGUUUAUUAUAUGCAAUGCAUGGGACUGUUCCAUGGAUGACAGUGACACCCCUGUGUCCACCUUCUCCUGCACGAUGUCGUUACGAUGCUUCAGUUAUUGACGAACAUUUUUACUAUGUUGAAGACCAGAAAUUUAAAAUAGUUUACGCAGAAAAAUACUUGAGUGUGAUUUGUACGGAGAACGUAACACUAGAAAGUGCUUCCUUACCACGGUUCGACCGUAUGGUGCGAGUGGAGCGUGUGGAACUGACCGAGUGCGCGCCGCCCGCCGGCUCGUACGCGCAAGCGCUGUCUCGUCUGAAUGUCACCGCGCUCGACCUGCUCGUGCUGGCGCGUCCGCGCGGUACCUUACAACCGCAUCAUUUCGCCGCUCUCAACGUGUCCGCCCUCUUCAUCCGCGGUUCGGAACCGGUACAGCUCGAGCGCGGCACGCUCGGGUCUCUGUCCGCGCUGCUCGACUUGCGGCUGGAGCGCGUCUCGCUCACCGACAGCGACGUCAUGGAGAUGCCGCUGGGGCUGCGCCGGCUCAGCAUCUCCGCCUGCAACGUGAGCUUGCCGGCGCCUGCGCUCGCCAGGCUGCAGGAGCUGGUGCACGUGGUCGUGCGAGAACCUCGACUGCACCAGGCUCCAGAUCUUCGUGGUGUUGUAUCUCUGCGGGAUGUUGUAUUCGUGGCGCCGCUGGACGCAGUGCCGAUGUCGGCGAGCCUGGAGAACGUCACCGUGUGGUCGGCGCAGCGCCUGGAAUUGAAUGGCGGGUGCGAAGCGCUGACGCGACUGCGCGUGGGCGGCGGUGGGGGGCAGCGGCAGUGGCAGGAGGAGGUGGUGCUGGCGGCGGGCUGGCUGGCGGGCUGCGCGCGCCUGCGCGAGCUGGAGCUGCAGCAGCUGCGCCUGGCCGCGCUGCCCGCCGCGCUGCUGCACGCCGCGCGCGCCCUGCGCCGCCUGGUGCUGCGCGCCUGCCAGCUCGCCGACCUGCCGCCAGACCUGCUCGCAGAGUCGCGUGACCUACGUGUGCUCGACUUAUCCAACAACAAACUCGAGGCACUCCCGCACGGGCUGUUCGCGGCGGUGCGCGCGCUGGAGCGGCUGGAGCUGGCGGGCAACCGGCUGGCGCGCGCCGGCGCCGCGCCCGCGCUCGCGCUGCGCUCGCUGCGCCGCCUCACGCUCUCGCGCAACCCGCUCGCCGACCUGUGCCACGCCGCCACACCACUCCACACCAACGCGCUGUCUGAGGUGUGGCAGAUGCGGCAGCUGCGGGAGCUGCGGCUGGCGAGCACCAACGCGACGCGCAUCUGUGCGGACUGGCGGCGCGAGCUGCGCGCGCUCGAGCUGCUGGACCUGCAGCACAACCGCAUCGAGCACUUGCACGCCGAUGACCUGCAGUGGGAGCGUACGCAGCCGUCGCGCGUGUUGCUACGCGGCAACGCGGUGCGCACACUCUCGCUCUCGCGCGAGGACUACGAGCAGGCUCUCGCACAGCCGCCGCCCCUACACGUCAGUAUACACUAUACAGUACACACGCUUACUCAAUGCACAACGCGGUGCGCACGCUCUCGCUCUCGCGCGAGGACUUCGAGCAGGCUCUCGCACAGCCGCCGCCCCUACACGUCAGUAUACAAUAUACAGUACACACGCUUACUCAAUGCACAACGCGGUGCGCACGCUCUCGCUCUCGCGCGAGGACUACUAGCAGGCUCUCGCACAGCCGCCGCCCCUACACGUCAGUAUACAAUAUACAGUACACACGCUUACUCAAUGCACAACGCGGUGCGCACGCUCUCGCUCUCGCGCGAGGACUUCGAGCAGGCUCUCGCACAGCCGCCGCCCCUACACGUCAGUAUACAAUAUACAGUACACACGCUUACUCAAUGCACAACGCGGUGCGCACGCUCUCGCUCUCGCGCGAGGACUACUAGCAGGCUCUCGCACAGCCGCCGCCCCUACACGUCAGUAUACAAUAUACAGUACACACGCUUACUCAAUGCACAACGCGGUGCGCACGCUCUCGCUCUCGCGCGAGGACUUCGAGCAGGCUCUCGCACAGCCGCCGCCCCUACACGUCAGUAUACAAUAUACAGUACACACGCUUACUCAAUGCACAACGCGGUGCGCACGCUCUCGCUCUCGCGCGAGGACUACAAGCAGGCUCUCGCACAGCCGCCGCCCCUACACGUCAGUAUACAAUAUACAGUACACACGCUUACUCAAUGCACAACGCGGUGCGCACGCUCUCGCUCUCGCGCGAGGACUUCGAGCAGGCUCUCGCACAGCCGUCGCCCCUACACGUCAGUAUACAAUAUACAGUACACACGCUUACUCAAUGCACAACGCGGUGCGCACGCUCUCGCUCUCGCGCGAGGACUUCGAGCAGGCUCUCGCACAGCCGUCGCCCCUACACGUCAGUAUACAAUAUACAGUACACACGCUUACUCAAUGCACAACGCGGUGCGCACGCUCUCGCUCUCGCGCGAGGACUUCGAGCAGGCUCUCGCACAGCCGUCGCCCCUACACGUCAGUAUACAAUAUACAGUACACACGCUUACUCAAUGCACAACGCGGUGCGCACGCUCUCGCUCUCGCGCGAGGACUUCGAGCAGGCUCUCGCACAGCCGUCGCCCCUACACGUCAGUAUACAAUAUACAGUACACACGCUUACUCAAUGCACAACGCGGUGCGCACGCUCUCGCUCUCGCGCGAGGACUUCGAGCAGGCUCUCGCACAGCCGUCGCCCCUACACGUCAGUAUACAAUAUACAGUACACACGCUUACUCAAUGCACAACGCGGUGCGCACGCUCUCGCUCUCGCGCGAGGACUUCGAGCAGGCUCUCGCACAGCCGCCGCCCCUACACGUCAGUAUACAGUACAGUGUUGAAGCGCCUGUCAAAUUAUAUUAG
This is a messenger RNA of Parnassius mnemosyne (clouded apollo), 2919 nucleotides long. Lineage: Eukaryota; Metazoa; Arthropoda; Insecta; Lepidoptera; Papilionidae. The record is from the annotation of a GenBank genome assembly.